UCAUUUGACUUUCAAUACAGUCUAAGAAAUUGGUAAGGAUAGAUUAGUGUUUAUUGCUUAAACGUGGAUAUAUUGAGCGACAGUGAGAUUUCCGUAACAAUAAGCUUGGUUUGGAGGAUUAAUUUUGUUAAAAAUUUGUCUCAGAGAUGACCCGGCUUGGACGUUUCGGCACAAAAAACGUCGAAAACGCUUGCGUUUUGGUGUUCAGUUACGAUUUCAAAGACGACCCAGGUUGGAUUCGUGAUGGAAACGACGUAGAUUUGCGCAACUUGGAAGAAAGUUUAAUGAACAAAAGAAAAUGCUUGUAUCAGAGUCUCAAGUCUAAAAAUAAGAGGGAUUUGUUUCAGUUGUUGUCCAACCCAAGCGAGAUUUUUCAGCUCUUCAACAUCAAAGAGGCACCGUCAGUGUUGCUGCUCUUUAUUUUGUCACACGGAGAUGAAAAUGGAUUGAUUUAUACGGAUCACAAAGUCGACACAAAGUAUGAGACAUUCACCACCAAAGAAGUUAUCGAUAUGUUAAAAAGCCACAAAGACUUAGAAAAGUGCCUUAAAAUAAUUGUUUUUGGGGUAAAACAUAAAGAAUUUCCAUCUACAUAUUCAAAUAACAAAAAUGCGUGUCAACUGACGAAUUUGCCUGGCGCUGAUAAUUUCAUUCUUAUCUAUCCAACAGUUGAAACAACAAAAGCAAUACGACAUGCCCAGAAUGGAACCUGGCUGGUACAAGAAUUAUGUGGAGCGCUAGACGGGCUCACAAAAGACACACUUAUAGAGGUUUUCUUGACCAAAGUCCAAGAAGGAAUUGCUGAUAAAAUAUUGGAUGAUGGACAAUCUCCCGAGAUCAAAUAUACAGUGCACGAAAAAUUUUGGAUCAGCAGUAUUCGUGAUCAGGAACCAAGCAAAUAUGACGCAAAACAAAGUAAACCAGCCUUAGAUGAAUCUCGAUUGCCGUUUUACAAAUGGGAGUCAAAUGAUACAAAUUGCAAGUCGGUGAGAGGAAAAGUGGCGUACAUUUUAGGAGCAGAAAACCACACAACUGGCGUUGAAAAGGCACUUCGGCAGAGCUUAGAAUUUGACACAAUUCCAGUCCCCAAUCAAAGUCUGGAUAUGUUUUUUAACAAAAUUGAAAAUGGACAACUGCAAACUAAUAUUGGUUGCGUUAUUAUGUGCGUUUUUGCGAGGCUAUACCUUGAUGAACGAAGCGAAAUAUGUGCAUCAAUUGGAGGAAAUGCUAUGAAAAUAGGCGACAUAGUCUACAGUUUCGUCGGUCCAUCAAAUGAAGAGUGGAUUGGACGACCAAAAAUAUUCUUCUUUGUAGAUGAUAUAAUUAAUGAGACAGAUUAUGUUGGGGAUCGAAAGUUUCAUUUAAGGGCCACGAAUCAUAGCGGAUGCUUCGUUUGCAUAUUGAAAAGGAAAGGCUCUGUUGAACAAUUGAUCCAUCUCUUUGAGAAUCCCCUGUUGAGAAACGGAACCUCUAUUCAGGAGCUGGCCCUUGACCUUGUUCGAAAUUUUCCUAAUAACUGUGGUGACAUAAUUCCGCAAAUAGUGUCAACGCUUCCUUUCCUGGUAGAUAUUCCCGUGUGGCCAAUAACAUUUGUUGCACCUAGAUUGACUUUAGCAAUUUCAAAUUGCGUCUCAACAACAGACGCAAAAAAAGAAAUCAAAAAAGAAGAACGUUCAAGUUCCAUGGCACGAGAUAAACCCACGUCGCUUAAAAUGCAUGGGCGUAGUGAGGAAAUUUUGGCUUUUGAAGAAUUGAAACAAAUGAUGCAGCGCCAGUUAUUGGGCUCUGAAAAGCAUGAUUACUGCGUGUGGCUUCUAUCCUCGCUACCUGGUUCAGGAAAGUCAACAAUGCUCCUCGAAAUUGCGAGUUAUCUAAACAGAGACCAGCUCGACAAAAAGGUCUUUACCAUCCAGCUUCAGCAACUUUACGAGUAUUUUCACCAAGAACGAUACCCAAAUAUUGUGAAAAUACUAUCCGCAUCAAAUCAUGUGAACCACGACAUGAAACAAUUGGUUGAAAAAGGGAUAGUGUUUUUGGACGGUUUUGACGAAAUUUGCCCCGAUUACCGAGCUAAAGUGAUGCAGCUGAUUAAAGAUUUGACUGAAAUGCAGAUGCCAUUGGUGAUCGCAACAAGGCCUGAGGAAGCCGAGGCCAUUUUAAUGUCUCUUGAAGGGCUGUCUACAAGGAAAAUAGAAAUAAAACCUCUUGAGAAAGGAGAACAAAUUGAACUUCUCGAGAAAUUAGGAAAGCUUCCAGAGGAAUGUGAAAAAAUAAUUGAAAUCUUCGAAAAUUCUGGAUUUUCAGACAUUCUCAUGAAUCCGUUUCAUUUAACACUAUUAAGUGACGUGAAGCUUGAAUCAUUUCAAGAUAUAUUCGACAUCUAUGAGAUAGUAAUUAAAAAAAAAAUAGAGGAAGCGCUACAAACUGCAAAGGAGAACAGGAACCCCAAAGUAUACGAGAUUGACAAGCGAAUUCGACUCUUGCAGGACCUUUCACUAAGAUUUCUCCUAAAUGACAAGUUAAUUCCUCUGCCAACCGACAUCAAUUUAAUCAACAACACCGGCGUCGCAUCAAUGCAAAUAGAGACAAUACGAUUCGUUCACCAAACCUUUGCUGAAUUCCUCGUUGCUCAACGGUUCAUUCAUGAAAUAAAAAAUGAAUUUAAAUCUUCCAUUCCAAUAUUCCAAAACAUCAACUUAAGACAGAGCCGGAGUUUUGUCGACAGUUGCAUUUCUAGAAAUGCCACUUUCCGAGAUAAUUUGAUGUGUGUUUUAAUCCAAAGCCACAAUUUUGCUGUACAUAGAAUUUUGGGAGAAAAGCUAAACAACAUUCUUUUAGAGUUGAAACCGCAAUUGAAAUCGCUGCUGAAGGAUGAAGUAAACAAGCCGGACGAAAACGGUGAUACACCUCUCAUUCUAGCAGCUAAAAAUUCAAGCACAAAAAUUAUCCAAAUCUUGGUGGAGAAUAACGCUAAUUUGAGUGCAGUGGACAAAGACGGAGAUGACGCUUUGCAUUUAGCGUCCAUCAAUGGAAAAUUAGACAAUGUGCAAUAUUUGCUGGGUUUAAAUGGCUUCAGUGUUGGAAAGAAAGGCAAGAACGGAAAAACUGCUCUUCAUUGGGCUGCUCAAAAAGGUCACAUCGCUGUGGCUAAAUUUUUACUUUCAAAAGGGGCAGACGUCAAUGCACUCAAUAAUGAUAAUGACACGCCUCUCACUUUGGCAGCUCUUUUUUCAAACGAAGAAACAUGUCGAUUUUUGGUAGAUAGCGGCGCUGAUUUGAGUGCGGUGGACAGUGACGGAGACGACGCUUUGCAUUUAGCGAGCCUGAAAGGAAAAUUGGACACUGUCAAGUAUUUGCUGCUGGGUCUAAAUGGCUUCAGCGUAGAGAAGAAAGGCAGAAACGGAAAAACAGCUCUUCAUUGGGCUGCUCAAAAAGGUCACAUCGCUGUGGCUAAAUUUUUACUUUCAAAAGGGGCAGACGUCAAUGCACUCAAUAAUGAUAAUGACACGCCUCUCACUUUGGCAGCUCAUUUUUCAAAUGAAGAAAUGUGUCGAUUUUUGGUGGAUAACGGUGCUGAUUUGAAAGCAGUGGACAGUGACGGAGACGACGCUUUGAAUUUAGCAUGCAUCAGAGGAAAAUUGGACAAUGUCCAGUAUUUUCUGGGUUUAAAUGGCUUCAGCGUAGACAAGAAAGGAAAACAGGGAAAAAGGGCACUUCAUUGGGCUGCUGAAAAAGGUCACUCUGAUGUGGCUAAAUUUCUUCUUUCAAAAGGGGCAGACGUCAAUGUACGCAAUGAUGAUAAUGACACGCCUCUCACUUUGGCAGCUCAUUUUUCAAAUGAAGAAAUAUGUCGAUUUUUGGUGGAUAACGGUGCUGAUUUGAAAGCAGUGGACAGUGACGGAGACGACGCUUUGAAUUUAGCAUGCCUCACUGGAAAAUUGGAAAAUGUCCAGUAUUUUCUGGGAUUAAAUGGCUUCAGCGUAGAGAAGAAAGGGAAACAGGGAAAAACGGCACUUCAUAUGGCUGCUGAAAAAGGUCACUCUGAUGUGGCUAAAUUUCUUCUUUCAAAAGGGGCAGACGUCAAUGUACGCAAUGAUGAUAAUGACACGCCUCUAACUUUGGCAGCUCGUUUUUCAAAUGAAGAAAUGUGUCGAUUUCUGGUGGAUAACGGCGCUGAUUUGAAAGCAGUGGACAAAGACGGAGACGACGCUUUGAAUUUAGCAUGUCUCACUGGAAAAUUGGAAAAUGUCCAGUAUUUUCUGGGAUUAAAUGGCUUCAGCGUAGAGAAGAAAGGGAAAGAGGGAAAAACAGCACUUCAUUGGGCUGCUCAAAAAGGUCACAUCGCUGUGGCUAAAUUUUUACUUUCAAAAGGGGCAGACGUCAAUGCACUCAAUGAUGAUAAUGACACGCCUCUCACUUUGGCAGCUCAUUUUUCAAACGAAGAAACGUGUCGAUUUUUGGUAGAUAGCGGCGCUGAUUUGAGUGCGGUGGACAGUGACGGAGACGACGCAUUGAAUUUAGCGUGCCUCACUGGAAAAUUGGACAAUGUCCAGUAUUUGCUGGGUUUAAAUGGCUUCAGCGUAGAGAAGAAAGGGAAACAGGGAAAAACGGCCCUUCAUUGGGCUGCCCAAAAAGGUCACAUGGCUGUCACUAAAUUUCUACUUUCAAAAGGGGCAGACGUCAAUAUACUCAAUGAUGAUAAUGACACGCCUCUCACUUUGGUAGCUCGUUUUUCAAACGAAGAAAUGUGUCGAUUUUUGGUGCAUCACGGCGCUGAUUUGAGUGCAGUGGACAAAGAUGGAGACGACGCUUUGAGUUUAGCGUGCCUCACUGGAAAAUUGGACAAUGCACAGUAUUUGCUGAGUUUGAAUGGCUUCUUCAGCGUAGGGAAGAAAGGCAAACACGGAAAAACAGCUUUUCAUUUUGCUGCUCAAAAAGGUCACCUUGCAGUGGCUAAAUUUCUUCUUUCAAAAGGGGCAGACGUCAAUGCACUCGAUGUUGAUAAUGACACGCCUCUCACUUUAGCAGCUCGUUUUUCAAACGAAGAAAUGUGUCGAUAUUUGGUGGAUAGUGGCGCUCAUUUAACUGCGGUGGACAAAGACGGAGACGACGCUUUGCAUUUAGCGUCCAUGAAUGGAAAAUUGGACAAUGUCCAGUAUUUGCUGGGUUUAAAUGGCUUCGGCGUAGAGAAGAAAGGGAAACAGGGAAAAACGGCCCUUCAUUGGGCUGCCCAAAAAGGUCACAUCGCUGUCACUAAAUUUCUACUUUCAAAAGGGGCAGACGUCAAUGUACGCAAUGAUGAUAAUGACACGCCUCUAACUUUGGCAGCUCGUUUUUCAAAUGAAGAAAUGUGUCGACUUUUGGUGGAUAGCGGCGCUAAUUUGAGUGCGGUGGACAAUGACGGAAACGACGCUUUGCAUUUAGCGUGCCUCGAUGGAAAAUUGGACAAUGUUCAGUAUUUGGUGGGUUUAAAUGGCUUUAGCGUAGGAAAGAAAGGUAAACAGGGAAAAACGGCUCUUCAUUUGGCUGCUCAAAAUGGUCACAUUGCUUUGGCCGAAUUUCUUCUUUCAAAAGAGGCAGACGUCAACACACGCGACGAUAUUUAUGAAACACCUCUCACUGUAGCCAUUAAAUAUUCGUCCAAAGAAAUGUCACUGUUCUUAGUGAACAAUGGAGCAAGAAAAUCAAUUAUUUUAUAUUUUUAUUUACAUUGUUUUAAAAUAUUAAGCUUAUUAAAUCGUUCGCACUAUUAUUUAAUAUUUUUUUUCAUAACGGUUUCAGUUUGCCUAUUGUUAUUGUUAUUUAUCUUUGUAAAUUGAGACGAAAAUAGUUGAGAGGAGAACAUGCAAUUGUUGGCCAAAUUAUCACCAUCUUUCACUUGGAAUUGAAAUUUUCUUUCAAUAUUAUGUUCAUUUAUAUUUUACAACAUUGAUUGAGGUAUCCAAACCAACGUGCACGGUCUGUCAUGCUAGACUAAAUCUCACCCACGGCCCAUGCUUGUCCGGAGGAUAGUCGGCUCAGUUCGCAGGACUGGUGCGCCGAGCCAAGGAUCCUUCCAUUCGACCCUGACUCUCCGAAGUUCCUUUUUAGCGGUGAAAGGGAGCAUCGAGUAGCCCAGGGGCGCAAGGUCCGUCGCCACCUUCAUAUUUAUUUCUUUUGCUGUAUUUUAAGUAUUUUAUAUUUCCAAUGUUAUUUGAUGAAUAAAAUGACCAGUCCCUUCCUGGCCCCCGACAAGGCAAA
Messenger RNA from Neocloeon triangulifer, 6240 nucleotides. RefSeq lists its product as uncharacterized. The record is from RefSeq and is a predicted model, not a curated record. Gene Ontology annotation, cellular component: cytoplasm. Gene Ontology annotation, biological process: proteolysis. The transcript has 9 exons. The coding region runs from base 147 to 5819 and encodes 1890 amino acids. NCBI's taxonomy places the organism in Eukaryota, Metazoa, Arthropoda, Insecta, Ephemeroptera, Baetidae. Gene Ontology annotation, molecular function: aspartic-type endopeptidase activity; cysteine-type endopeptidase activity; ATP hydrolysis activity.